AUGGGGACAGCAAACGGCGUCGCUUUAGGGUGUGGCCACACAAUGAGGACUCUUCGCGGCAGCAGCGGGUCUCCUCGGGCUCGGCGGUGGUUCUCUCUCACUGCCGUCUCAGAUCAAGCGAGUUCGUUCUCGUACUGUUUGGUGGAUCGUGACUCGUCCUCGUCGUCGACUCUCGAGUUCAACUCGCCUCGACCCAGUGAUUCUAUCACCGCUCCGUUGCUCCGGACAACCGUGUGCGGACCUACUUGUACCGUCGGCGGCCGUCCGCUGAACAUCCCGGAAUCGGUGUUCGCCGUUGACGCUAGCGGCCGAGGAGGCAUCAUCGUCGACUCGGGAACUGCCGUCACUCGGUUGAAGACCGAGGCGUACAACUCGCUGCGCGACACCUUCGCGAGUCUGACGCGGAACCUGCCCUCGUCGAGCGGCUUCGCGAUCUUCGACAAGUGCUACGAUCUCUCGUCGAUGCAGAAAAUCGCCGUCCCAACAGUGUCGUUUCGAUUCGCCGGCGGAGGUACACUCCGUCUGCGGCCAGAGAAUUACCUCAUACCGGUGGAUUCGAGCGGGAAGUUCUGCCUGGCAUUCGCGCCGACGGAUGGGCAACUGUCUAUCGUCGGCAACAUCCAGCAGCAGGGACACGUGUCAGUUACGAUCUAG
Molecule: messenger RNA, 654 nt
Organism: Thlaspi arvense
Lineage: Eukaryota; Viridiplantae; Streptophyta; Magnoliopsida; Brassicales; Brassicaceae
Source: the annotation of a GenBank genome assembly